This is a messenger RNA of Oncorhynchus mykiss (rainbow trout), 4723 nucleotides long. RefSeq names its product tenascin-N. Gene Ontology annotation, biological process: regulation of cell adhesion. Lineage: Eukaryota; Metazoa; Chordata; Actinopteri; Salmoniformes; Salmonidae. Gene Ontology annotation, cellular component: perisynaptic extracellular matrix. The record is from RefSeq and is a predicted model, not a curated record. Gene Ontology annotation, molecular function: protein binding.
CAUUUCGGAAGGGGAUUUAACUACUUGAGGGAAAGGCUGUUGCUGCAGGAGCCACAGAGGCAUUGGUUAUAAGGGCCCCUUCAAACUCAUGCCCUGAGCUUGUCAACAGGUGUCAGAGAGAGAAGAAAUAGAGUGACAGAUUCUCAGGCUUUCAGAAGAGGGAGUCACAGGGAACUGCAACGCCAUGACCACUAGACUUCACUGGCUCACAAGAGCCCUAUGCCUGAUAAGCAUACUGUGCACUGUCACUUCCAAGUAUGUGACAGAAGAUUAUUCAUCCCCUGCUGAGAAAGAAGUCACCUUCAGCCACGUCUAUAAGAUUGACCUGGCCAAGAGCCCUGAGUGUAAACUCGCCUUGCAGACCCUCCCUUCCCAACAGGACCAGUUUUCAGGCCUGCAAGAGCUGGAAGGGGGCGCUACUCUGGAGGGGGAAAACAACAUCGUUUUCAGGCACCAAAUCAACCUCAAGACCCCAAAGUGUGACUGUGAUGAGUCGGAGAGCUUUACGUCUCUGCUGUACAGAGUCAACGGGCUGGAGGAGGAGGUGGAACAUCUGAAGAGUCAGUGCUCCCAGGGCUGCUGUGGUGGAAAAGGUGGUGGAGCAGGAGGUGUGGACACUAGCUGUAGUGGCCACGGGACCUACCAGCACAACACCUGCAGUUGUCAAUGCAACCCUAGCUGGGAGGGUCCUGACUGCUCCAUUUCCACCUGUCCUGAUGAGUGCAACGACAACGGCCGCUGUGUGGAUGGCAAGUGUGUCUGCCACGCUGGCUAUACGGGGAGUGACUGCAGCCAGCUGAUGUGCCCAGGCGACUGCAACGAUAAGGGACACUGCGUGGACGGCAAGUGUGUUUGCUUCAGCCACUUCACUGGCGAGGACUGCAGCGAACAGAAAUGCGAUCCUGACUGCAUCCACGGCACCUGCGUGAACGGAAUGUGUAUCUGUGACGAAGGCUUCUUUGGGGAAGACUGCUCUACAGUGUCGGGCCCUAACGGCCUGCGUCUGGUAAGGGUGACUGAUAAUUCUCUGUUGGUGGAAUGGGAGGCUGUGAAAGCAGCAGAGUACUACAUCCUGACCUGGCACCCUGAGGGCAAUGAGGCAGAGCUGGAGCAGUUCACCGUGCCCAACACAGAGACCUCCUACCUGAUCACAGGACUCAGCCCAGGUGUCACCUACAUAGUGCAGGUGUACGCUGUCAUCAAGGAGAUCCAGAGCGAGGGGGACAGGAUCGAGGCGACCACAGAGGUGUCUGGUAUUGAUGGUAUCCGGGUAUUGGGCCAGACUGAGGACUCUAUCCAGGUGGACUGGCAGAACCCUGCAGCACCUCUGGACCAUUUCAGACUGACCUAUGCUAACCCUGACGGGCAGGAGGAGGAGCAGAACGUACCAAUGAGUGCAGAGGCCAGGACCACCCACACCAUCGUAGGACUGCAACCUGGCACUGAGUACCUCAUCACAGUGCAAGGCAUCAAAGGGACCAUCGAAGGGAAAGCCUCCUUCGCCACCGGGGUCACAGAUCUUGACGAUCCUACUAACCUCUUGACCAAAGAAGUGACAGAGGAUACCGCUACCGUGGAAUGGCAGAAGGUACAAGCAGAGAUCGACGGCUACGUGAUCAGCUACAGCUCUGCGGAGGGCUCCAGUGGGGAGAUAUCUGUUGGGCCAGACAGCACCUCAUACAGGCUGACUGGGCUGAGGCCUGGAGUUAUCUACACAGUCUACAUUGGGGCUGUCAAGGGCUCCCGGGUCAGCAGGAAGAGCUCCACAGAAGCUGAGACAGAACUAGAUGUUCCUACUAACCUGUUGACCAGAGAAGUGACAGAAGACACAGCGACAGUAACAUGGGAUAAAGUCCAGGCUGAAAUCGACGGCUACCUGAUCAGCUACAGCUCUGCUGAGGGCUCCAGUGGGGAGAUCCCUGUUGGGGCAGACAGCACCUCAUACAGGCUGACUGGGCUGAGGCCUGGAGUUAUCUACACAGUCUACAUCUGGGCUGUCAAGGGCUCCCGGGUCAGCAGGAAGAGCUCCACAGGAGCUGAGACAGAACUAGAUGUUCCUACUAACCUGUUGACCAGAGAAGUGACAGAAGACACAGCGACAGUAACAUGGGAUAAAGUCCAGGCUGAAAUCGACGGCUACCUGAUCAGCUACAGCUCUGCUGAGGGCUCCAGUGGGGAGAUCCCUGUUGGGGCAGACAGCACCUCAUACAGGCUGACUGGGCUGAGGCCUGGAGUCAUCUACACAGUCUACAUCUGGGCUGUCAAGGGCUCCCGGGUCAGCAGGAAGAACUUUGUUGACGCUGAGACAGAUUUGGAAGCUCCUACUAACCUGUUGUCCAGAGAAGUGACAGAGGACACAGCUGAUGUGUCGUGGGACAGACCUUUAGCGGACAUUGAUGGCUACCUGAUCAGCUACAGCUCUGCUGAGGGCUCCAGUGUGGAGAUCCCUGUUGGGGCAGACAGCACCUCCUACAGGCUGACUGGGCUGAGGCCUGGAGUCAUCUACACAGUCUACAUCUGGGCUGUCAAGGGCUCCCGGGUCAGCAGGAAGAGCUCCACAGAAGCUGAGACAGAAAUUGACGCACCAAAAAACCUGAAAGCAUCGGAUGUUAAACUGAAUGUAGCUACCCUGACCUGGACUGCUCCCUUAGCCAGAAUCGAUGGCUACAUCCUCACAUUGAGAGCUGAGGAUGGCAGUUUGAAGGCUGUGGAGAAGAAGCUGAGGGCAGGAGAGAGCAGCUUUGCCUUAUCGGGCCUGGAGAAAGGAAAGAACUACAUUGUUACCCUCCUUGCUUACAGAGGACCAAAGAGGAGCAGAGUGAUAGAGAUCACAUUCAAAACAGUGGGUUUGUUGUACCCAUUCCCCAUGGACUGUACUCAGAUUAAGAAGAAUGGUAACGUGGCAAGUGGAAUCUACACCAUUUACGUCAACAGUGAUCGCACCAAGCCCAUGGAGGUGUACUGUGACAUGGACACUGAUGGCGGUGGAUGGGUGGUGUUCCAGAGACGCAACAAUGGACAGAUGGACUUCAUGAAGCGCUGGAGACAGUACAUGGCUGGUUUUGGGAACAUGACUGAUGAAUUUUGGCUUGGUCUGGACAAUAUCUAUGAGCUGACCAAUACUCCCACGCAGUACGAGCUGCGAGUGGACCUUGGUGUGGGUUCAGAGAAGGCCUAUGCUGUCUAUGACAACUUCAAGAUAGCCCCGGCUAAGCAGAAGUUCAAUCUGACCAUCGGUGAAUACAGUGGAACAGCAGGCGAUGCCAUGAGCUACCAUCAAGGUCGCCCCUUCUCCACGGUUGACAAUGACAAUGACAUUGCUCUUGGUAACUGUGCCCUGACACAUCGUGGUGCAUGGUGGUACAAAAACUGUCACCUUGCCAACCUCAACGGCAAAUUCGGAGACAACAGACACAGCAUGGGUGUGAACUGGGAGCCAUGGAAGGGUCACCUGAUGUCUCUUGAUUUCACUGAGAUGAAGAUUCGGCCUGUGGGCACUGCCAGGAAGAGGAGGUCGCUUAGAAGCAGUACAGCUCCCAGAAAAUAGUCCCUCUGAUGAACUAAAGCAGUCAAUGGGAACCUCAUUACAAACCAGGCAAAGUAGCUAGAACCUCAAACCAGGAACAUCAAUCUAUCUCAAGACUAUUGUAACUUACUUUAUGUUAACAUAUCAUAUGGCUGCAGCCAUAAACGUCUUUAUUUUUCAUAGGAUAUUUGUAUUAUUGGUUUAUUUCAUAUAUAUUAUGAACAAGUGAACUGCAACUUUCACUGUAUAGUGUUAUCACAUGGGCAAAGUAAAAGGAUUUCGUAUCUUGGCUCUGUCCUAAAGCGGCAUUCCUCGCAGACGUAGAUUCUUAGCAAAUGACCUCUGUCCUAUUGUACUGUAUAUGAUUACAUUUUAUAGGCUGGCUCCAUGGCAUAAAACAGUCACCAUAUUCAUAACACUGUCUGCUCCUAUUAUGCAUAAUCAGUUAGAUCACCAAAUGAUACCGUGUUUUUAGAAUAGUUAUACUGCUCUUGUUCACAUUCAUAACAUAGCAUAGACCCUGACUCUCUGUUCUAAGUUCUGGUCUCUGGCCUACCCAGCCUACAGAGUUAGCUACAUUUCACAUUUCAGAUGUUAUGCAUAAGAAAUAGAAUGUAUGACAUGCUCCUUUGUAAGAUUGUAUUUUCAAGUGUGUAUUGUAAUUGUGUCGUUCCACGAAGAGUGCCUUUUGCGUCCCUUUGAUAUUUUAAGUAGAAAUUAAAAACCUGCUAUAUUAAAUGAAGUGCCCUUUAAUAUAGACCACAUGGAGAAUUCAAUCAAUCGGAUUCCUAAAAUGAAUAUAGGCUUGCUAAAAUGCCAAAAUUCAGCAUUUUGACAUGUCCCUCCAUCCACCUUGUGUCACUUCUAGGAAGAUUUUAACCCACUUAAUCCCAAAAGGUCUCCAAGUUUCACCAUCAUUGUAAAGCCCUACUUAAAGUGUUGCUAUGACAGUCAUUUCUGAAGACUAUUAUGUAUUUCAUGUGAUUAGUGAUUCAUUUACAUCUGUCCCUCGUUUUAAGGUCAACACUGUUAUGUGAACUGAACACGGUUUUUGCAGAAGAAACAUUGAAUAUCUAAUAGUCAAAUCAUAGAGUAAAAUAUUUUAUUGGCCAUUUUCUGGUGUUUUGUGGUGUCAAGCAUAACAUGUCAACCUUUUUACCCAUAGAUUGACAGGCUAUAAAUGUUUCAACAAGUUCA